UCUUAUUAAUUAACCCACAAGCAAUGUGUCUACCGUGGGCUCGUAGCGAACACAAACGUGGUGGCUGUGAUCUGUGCUGGUGACUGCGAUCAUGACGGAUCGUUACGAAUAAACUAAUCUACUUUUGAACAGAAAGUGGUAGGCCUUUCGAAUCUGUGAAACCAGGGGAUAGUGCGGGACCAUCGACAGUAACAGCAACCUUGAAGGAAGGAUCGGAAGUGGUACAAACGGGUCAGAUUUGUUCCUGGUGCCGCACCAAAUCUUGUAUAGUUCUUACUUUACGUGUGUAGGGUGUCAUUGUACUGAAUAAUCCUUUCCUUUGUGUUCUUAAGUGUUAACUGUCCAUAAAGUAAAUUAGUGAGCAAUGGAGAUGUCACAUAUGAAAACAUGGCAAGAAGUUGUAGAUCAUUUUGGUACUGAUCCAGAAAGAGGUCUCUCAGAAGAGCAGUUCCAGAGAAACCUUGAUAAAUAUGGGCCUAAUGAAUUACCUGCAGAAGAAGGUAAACCAUUAUGGCAGCUUAUUUUGGAACAGUUUGAUGAUCUGUUAGUAAAGAUUUUACUUCUAGCUGCAGUGAUAUCUUUUGCAUUAGCUUUAUUUGAAGAAAAUGAUGGCCAGAUCACAGCCUUCGUUGAACCAUUCGUCAUUCUCCUUAUUCUUAUUGCCAACGCAGUCGUCGGUGUGUGGCAGGAAAGGAAUGCUGAAAGUGCCAUCGAAGCUCUUAAAGAAUAUGAACCUGAAAUGGGCAAAGUCGUACGAAGCAACAAGCAAGGUGUGCAGAAGAUUCGGGCGAGAGACAUUGUUCCUGGAGACAUCGUAGAAAUUUCAGUUGGUGACAAAGUCCCAGCAGACAUUAGGCUGAUGAAGAUCUUCUCAACAACUAUACGGGUAGACCAGUCCAUUCUGACAGGUGAAUCUGUGUCUGUGAUUAAACAUACAGAACCUGUUCCAGACCCACGGGCUGUUAACCAGGAUAAGAAAAACAUUCUUUUUUCAGGUACUAAUAUUGCAUCAGGAAAGGCUCAAGGGAUUGUCAUUGGAACUGGAUUGGAAACAGCCAUUGGUAAGAUCAGAACAGAAAUGUCUGAGACAGAAGAGGUAAAGACACCCUUGCAGCAGAAACUUGAUGAGUUUGGUGAACAGUUGUCCAAAGUGAUCUCUGUAAUCUGUGUGGCUGUGUGGGCUAUUAAUAUUGGCCACUUUAACGAUCCAGCUCAUGGUGGAUCAUGGAUCAAGGGGGCCAUUUACUAUUUCAAGAUUGCUGUUGCUUUAGCUGUAGCUGCCAUUCCAGAAGGUCUACCUGCUGUUAUUACAACAUGUCUAGCAUUAGGUACACGAAGAAUGGCGAAGAAGAAUGCUAUAGUGAGGUCACUACCCUCUGUAGAGACGUUAGGUUGCACCUCAGUCAUCUGUUCAGACAAAACUGGAACAUUAACCACAAACCAAAUGUCAGUUAGUAGGUUCUUUGUCAUUAAAAGUGCAGAAGAUGAAGAUGUUAACUUACAUGAAUUUGAAGCAACGGGAUCCACCUAUGAACCUAUUGGAGAAGUUUUUAAAGAUGGGAGUAAAGUUCGUUGCAGUGAUUAUGAAGCUUUGUAUGAACUAGCUACCAUUUGCACAAUGUGCAAUGACUCCAGUAUAGACUUUAAUGAGUACAAGCAGAUGUUUGAAAAGGUGGGUGAAGCUACAGAGACAGCACUUGUUGUUCUUUCUGAAAAAAUGAACCCCUUCAACUUUGAAAAGACAGGCCGAACUAAGAGAGAUGCUGCUCUAGUUGUAAACCAUGGUAUCCAAGCUAUGUGGAAGAAAGAAUUUACUCUUGAGUUUUCCCGUGAUCGCAAGUCCAUGAGCUCAUAUUGCAUCCCAAUCAAAUCUGUUCGCCUUGGAGCAGGCUCAAAGAUGUUCUGCAAGGGUGCACCAGAAGGAGUGCUUGAUAGAUGUAGCUUUGUGAGAAUUGGAAAUAACAAGGUUCCUAUGACCAAUACCAUCAAAAAUAAAAUCUUGGAACGCACUCGCCACUAUGGUACUGGGAGAGACACUCUUCGCUGCCUGGCCUUAGCUACUAUUGAUGAGCCACGAAAACCAGAGGAAAUGGAUCUGGCAGACUCAACGAAAUUCUACACAUAUGAGGCUAACAUGACAUUUGUUGGAGUUGUAGGGAUGUUGGAUCCACCAAGGAAGGAAGUUUUUGACUCCAUUGUUCGAUGUGCAAAUGCUGGUAUCCGAGUAAUUGUUAUUACUGGUGACAACAAGGCUACAGCAGAAGCUAUCUGUCGCAGAAUUGGAGUGUUUGGUGAAAAUGAGAACACCUCAGGCCUCUCCUACUCGGGCCGUGAGUUUGAUGAUCUUUCUCCUAAUGAACAGCGAUUAGCCUGUGCUCGAGCUCGACUCUUCUCCCGCGUGGAACCAGCUCACAAAAGUAAAAUCGUAGAGUUUCUUCAAGCAGAUGGAGAGAUCUCGGCUAUGACUGGUGAUGGCGUUAAUGAUGCCCCUGCCCUCAAGAAAGCUGAAAUUGGUAUUGCUAUGGGUUCGGGAACUGCAGUUGCCAAGUCAGCUGCAGAAAUGGUAUUGGCUGAUGAUAAUUUUUCCACUAUUGUAGCUGCUGUUGAAGAAGGAAGAGCCAUUUAUAACAAUAUGAAACAAUUUAUCCGUUACCUAAUCUCAUCAAACAUUGGUGAAGUAGUGAGCAUUUUCCUCACAGCUGCUUUAGGCUUACCCGAGGCCUUGAUUCCUGUCCAGCUGCUCUGGGUGAACUUAGUUACUGAUGGCCUUCCAGCCACAGCCCUAGGCUUUAACCCUCCAGAUCUUGAUAUCAUGGAUCGUCCUCCUCGCAAGGCAGACGAGGGACUAAUCUCUGGAUGGCUUUUCUUCCGUUACAUGGCUAUUGGAGCUUAUGUUGGUGCUGGGACAGUUGGUGCUGCUGCCUGGUGGUUUAUGGUGGCUGCUAAUGGACCCCACAUGAAUUAUUACCAACUGACCCACCAUCUGAGCUGCCCUGGUGACCCAGAAAACUUUAAAGGAGUGGACUGUAAUGUUUUCAAUGACCCUCAUCCUAUGACCAUGGCCUUGUCUGUUUUGGUAACAAUUGAAAUGUUGAAUGCUCUCAACAGUCUUUCAGAAAACCAGUCUCUUGUUGCCAUGCCUCCUUGGACCAACUUGUGGUUAGUGUCAGCAAUGGCACUUUCCAUGACCUUACACUUCAUGAUCUUAUACAUUGAAAUCCUUUCAACCGUAUUCUCUGUGUGUCCACUGACACUUGAAGAGUGGAUGGCCGUCAUGAAGAUCUCUCUUCCCGUUAUUAUCUUAGACGAGACGAUGAAGUUUGUUGCCCGCAACUAUAUUGAUGUUUCUCCUGCUGUUGUAUCAAAGAAAAAACACUAAAGAUUGCUGUUGACAUAGAAGCUCUACACCCUGUAACUGUUGGCAAGUAGGAAAGCCAAAGUUUGCUGCUGAUCUCUUACUUAGGGUGUAUAGCCUUUCUUUCUGCUAAACUGUGGUGUUAUUUGUUCGUGUCGUCUUUGUUUCCAGGGUCUUGGUGUCACCAACAAAAAUCGGCCUUCACACGAACAACUGAACACCAGAACAAAAAUCUUUAUUUGAAAGCGUAAAGAGAACACAAGAAAGCAUUAUACCUAUAUACUAAUUAUGUGAACAGGUUAGUUUAAUUUACAAUUACAACUACUUCCCAUCCCAUACAAACUUUAUUGAAGAAGCUUAUAAUUAUUGUUGUUCUUGUUAUUUUUUUCUUGUGAUUAGAAAAUUCCUCAAAUUAAUAACUCUUCGAAUGUGGCCUUCAUUUUCCACAAAGAUGGAAUGUGAUAGUUUAUUGUCUCACAAUAAUUUACUGCACUCAACAGCGUUACCACCCAAGAUGCCUGUUCAUUAAAAAAUUACCAUUUUUCCCUUUUUACUUUUGUCUGUUCUUAUUUUGAUGAGUGUACUCUGGUCAGUGAGAGAAGUUUAGCUUUCUUAUCUGUGAGUGUUUUUCUCAUAAUCUUUGUAGUUAGAUUUUUCUUUUUUUCUGUGAGGAUUGACUUCUUGUCUCUUUUGCUUUUGAUGUGUAAUGAUAUUUUCUCUAAAGCCCUUUUAAGAAAAAUAAAAAAAUGAGGGUUAAUUUUAAUAAUGGUAGAUAUAGUAAGAUUGUUUUAAGAUAUUUGAAAUACAAAGGUAUAGAAAUGCACUGUCUGUGAGACUUUGGAGAUCAUUUAUUGUUUGUUUUUCUUCAUAACCCAUUCUUUCAAAUGAUACAGUGUGUUCAUGUGGAUCUUUACAGUUUUAACUUAUUUUUUGAACAUUAAAUUGACCACUUAUGUGAUGAUGAUCAGGCACCAGCUUUUCAGGAAAGAGGCUGGUGGUUCAGUGCAAUAAAGAAAAGACUUGAACAUCAGUGUGUACUUGUUUUUCAUUUCUAAAGAUCAGAAUUGAAAGGAAUGUUGAUCGUAAUAGGUGUAAGCUGUGAGAGUGAAACUCAUGCUUUCAUCAUGGACAGAAAAUUGAAUUAACAGAUUCUGUGUAUUAGUGCCAUUUAUGUUGUUUUUGUUCCUAAUAUUUUAUUGUCUUGUUCUUGUUGAUAAAUUAUCAGAUGCAUGAUCAAUUUUUGUACAUUGACCUCCCCUGUACAGUAGGCGAAAGUGGAAUAAAGCCAAAUUUUAUUACCUUACAA
Messenger RNA from Limulus polyphemus (Atlantic horseshoe crab), 4661 nucleotides. It is a transcript of the gene SERCA, whose product is annotated as calcium-transporting ATPase sarcoplasmic/endoplasmic reticulum type-like. Gene Ontology annotation, biological process: calcium ion transmembrane transport; intracellular calcium ion homeostasis. Gene Ontology annotation, cellular component: membrane. The coding region runs from base 365 to 3379 and encodes 1004 amino acids. The transcript has 24 exons. The record is from RefSeq and is a predicted model, not a curated record. Gene Ontology annotation, molecular function: ATP hydrolysis activity; P-type calcium transporter activity; ATP binding. NCBI's taxonomy places the organism in Eukaryota, Metazoa, Arthropoda, Merostomata, Xiphosura, Limulidae.